Messenger RNA from Gadus macrocephalus (Pacific cod), 1707 nucleotides. RefSeq names its product cyclin-L2-like. Gene Ontology annotation, molecular function: cyclin-dependent protein serine/threonine kinase regulator activity. Gene Ontology annotation, cellular component: nucleus. Bases 41 to 1378 code for a protein of 445 amino acids. The record is from RefSeq and is a predicted model, not a curated record. Lineage: Eukaryota; Metazoa; Chordata; Actinopteri; Gadiformes; Gadidae. Gene Ontology annotation, biological process: regulation of transcription by RNA polymerase II. The transcript is spliced from 10 exons.
GCCGCCCAAUUCAAGCAGUGCACUUGCGGUUGUAAAACGGAUGUCCUCAGAGCUCCGUUCUCGCAACGCAAUUUUAAAAAAAUAUGCCAUGGCUGCUGGCGAUCUAAGGAUUCCCGGAGAAGGUGUUCUAAUAGGAGAUAAACUUUAUUCCGGCGUUACUUUAACAUUAGAUAAUUGCCGGGUGCCAGCGGAGCGACUACAGAGCAGCCCGUCCGCCGACCAUGGCUUGACCUCGAUCGCCGAGGAGCAGCUUAGGAUGCGCGGCUGUGAGUUGAUCCAAGCCGCUGGCAUCUUGCUCAAACUUCCACAGGUAGCGAUGGCCACGGGACAAAUUCUCUUCCAGAGAUUUUUCUACUGCAAAUCGUUCGUCCGACACUGUGCAGAGAUGGUGGCCAUGGCGUGUGUACACCUCUCCUCUAAGAUCGAGGAGGAGCCGCGCCGGAUACGAGACGUGAUCAACGUGUUUCACCAUCUGAAGAAGGGCAGAGGGGGCCGAACACGUCCGCCGCUGCCAUUGGACGCCGCGUAUGUCAAUACUAAGGCUCAGGUGAUCAAAACGGAAAGGAGGGUUCUGAAGGAGCUGGGCUUCUGUGUGCACGUCAAGCACCCCCACAAGGUAAUAGUCAUGUACCUUCAGGUUCUGGAGUGUGAGAAGAACACUCCCCUGGUUCAAAUGGCCUGGAACUACAUGAACGAUAGCCUGCGGACGGACGUUUUCCUGAGGUACAGUGCUGAGACGGUCGCCUGUGCCUGUAUCUACCUGUCAGCCAGAGCUUUACAGAUACCUCUGCCAGAGCAGCCCGCCUGGUUCCUGUUGUUCGGCUCGGCGGAGGAGGACCUGAAGGAGAUCUGCCGGAGGAUCCUGCGGCUGUACGCGCUGCCCAGCGUGUCCCUGGCCGCCCUGCUGCUGCAGGUGGACAAGUGUCGCCAGGCCAUGGACGCCGUGGCCGCCAAGGCCAAGGCCGCGGGCACGGUGCUGCUGUCCAUCGGGACGCCCACCCUCGACAGCCCCGCCAACUUCUCCCCCGCCUCCAAAGCAGUGUCACCUGCUGUGCCAAAUCCCGGUCAUGAAUCUCCUGUGUCAAAAGUUGCCCUAAAAAAUGCCUGCCGAAAACUAGCGAAUGGAGAUGGGAAGAGCAAACUAAGUCGCAGCGCCGAGAGGAGAGAGAGCCGACCCCCCAGUCCUCCAAAGCGCAGACGCAGUCGCAGCGUCUCGUCCGCCUCUCGCUCCGCCUCACCGCUACGACGCAAGAAGCACGCGGUCCACAGGGAGCGGGAGAGGGAGCGGGAGCGGUACAGGGAGCGAGACGGGGAGAGGAGUCGGAGAGGAGCAGAGAAGGGUCGCGGACGGAGGGAGGAACACUCGCGUAGGAGAUGACUGGACUCGCCACGGGGAGGUCGAGGGUUUAUGAUUUGGGAUUUUUUUGUUUUUUUGUUUUUUUCAGGGUCUGACUAUGUUUUUAUAGUGUUAUUUUUCCUGCUACGUGCUGCAUUUUUUUUUUGUUCCUCUUUGCAUUUUCUUUUUUGUAAACGCUCAAAGACAAAAGUGAUCAUCAUGACUUUUUAAAUACAAUAUUUUUUAUAAUCAUCAUUCAUGUCGUUUCCUGUUGGAGUUCCAUUAUGCCACCCCAAAUUCACCCACAAUUGUAUUCUAUUGAAGCCAUUUCUGAUGGCUUAAAGUUGUUAUAAAAUGAGUUUUUGAAAGUC